CGCCAGGCUUACCAUCUCUCACCUCUGACUGACUUUUUGAUCACUGCUUUCAGGGAACAGAUAAAUGCUCCUAAUGCCCAAAAGAGAGGGGCACGCAGUCUGGAGGCUCCGCUAAGGUUUUUUUCUGGGGCUUGGUCAUGACAUCCUCCGCACGUGCAGAGGGCAGGCAUACACCACGAUGAAAGGACUGCGUCGUCAGUAAUACCGACGACCCGUGGCGAGCACCGCAGUCCAGGUCGCUGACCGCUUGCGUUCCGAUGGGACGUGACACCAGCCCCCCCUUCCCCCCCAGGGCAAUCCGAGGCGCACCGCGGACCUAGCGCUGGAAGCAGUGAUCCGGCUCGGUGAGGGGUUCUAUUGAGGACGCAGCGCCCGGACCAGGCAGGACAGGCCCCAGGAGUCUAUUUUGCAGCUCUGGAGUUUUUAUAGAAUACUGUAAACAAUUGUCAAAGUUGUUUUUCAAGGAACAGAAAAAGUUGUGACUUUGUCCUAGUAACAGACUUUUACAGUUGCAGUCAAUGCCUAACGUUGCAGAAACAGAAAGGUCAAAUGAUUCUGGAAAUGGUGAGCACAAACCUGAGAGAAAGUCUCCUGAAGAGAGUCUACAAGGUGCUGUAAAAUCUUUCUGUACAAGUGCCUCAGGAGCACCCUUGAGUUCCAAAGGAGAUGGUCAUUAUCCGUGGAGUUGUCCAGUGACUCAUACUCGGGAAAAAAUUUAUGCCAUCUGUUCGGACUAUGCCUUUCUCAACCAGGCCACCUCAAUCUACAAGACUUCAAAUCCAGCCCGCCCUUCUUGCCUCCCUGAUAAUACCUCUUUAUCUGCUGGAAGUAAUUCAUCAAGAUACAUUGGUAUCCCUACGAGUACAUCAGAAAUAAUCUACAAUGAAGAAAAUAGCUUGGAAAACUUAUCCAAUAGCCUGGGCAAGCUACCUCUCGCAUGGGAAAUUGACAAAUCUGAAUUCGAUGAGGUGACCACAAAUUUGAAACACAAAUCAGGCAGUGCAAAGAAACAAAUUUCCAAGAAAAAAUCUUCAGAUAAAAAGGGAAGGCAUCAGAGAGAGUGUCCUCAGCAUUCUCCUCUUGAAGAUAUUAAGCAGCGGAAAGUAUUAGACCUCAGACGAUGGUACUGCAUAAGCCGACCACAAUAUAAGACUUCUUGUGGUAUCUCCUCAUUAAUUUCCUGUUGGAAUUUCUUAUAUAGCACAAUGGGAGCUGGAAAUCUUCCACCUAUUACCCAAGAAGAAGCUUUACAUAUUUUGGGCUUUCAACCCCCUUUUGAAGAUAUUAGGUUUGGUCCCUUCACUGGAAAUACAACACUCAUGAGAUGGUUUAGACAAAUUAAUGAUCACUUCCAUGUUAAAGGAUGCUCUUACGUUCUAUAUAAACCUCAUGGGAAGAAUAAAACAGCUGGAGAAACUGCUCCAGGGGCCUUGUCAAAAUUAACACAUGGAUUGAAAGAUGAAUCACUAGCUUAUAUCUAUCAUUGCCAAAAUCAUUAUUUUUGUCCGAUUGGCUUUGAAGCAACCCCUGUUAAAGCGAAUAAAGCAUUCAGCAGGGGUCCUCUUUCACCACAGGAAGUAGAAUAUUGGAUCUUAAUUGGAGAAUCAAGUAGAAAACACCCUGCUAUUCACUGUAAAAGAUGGGCAGAUAUUGUUACUGAUCUAAACACUCAAAAUCCAGAAUAUCUUGAUAUUCGGCACUUAGAGAGGGGUCUGCAAUAUCGGAAAACAAAGAAGGUUGGCGGAAAUUUGCAUUGCAUCAUAGCAUUCCAGAGAUUAAAUUGGCAAAGAUUUGGCAUUUGGAAUUUUCCAUUUGGAGCUAUUAGACAAGAAUCACAACCUCCAACACAUGCCCAGGGAAUUGCUAAAUCUGAGAGUGAAGACAAUAUCUCCAAGAAACACCAUGGGCGUCUGGGCCGGUCUUUCAGUGCUAGUUUCCAUCAGGAUUCGGCAUCAUGGAAAAAGAUGUCUAAUAUUAGUAUUUGGUUAAAUCAAGCUCUUAAAGGAGUCCGGGAUCGCCACGGGAAUUCAAUAGAGAAUGCUCAUCUUCUCACUCUAUUUCAUCGGCUCUGCAAACUCUUAUUUUUUCGAAUUCGUCCUAUUUUCGUGUUUGAUGGGGAUGCUCCACUAUUGAAGAAACAGACUUUGGCUAAGAGGAGGCAGAGAAAGGAUUUGGCUUCCAGUGACUCCAGAAAAACUACAGAGAAGCUUUUGAAAACAUUUUUGAAAAGACAAGCCAUCAAAACUGCUUUCAAAAGCAAAAGAGAGGAAGCACUACCCAGUCUCACGCAAGUUCAAAGAGAAGAUGACAUCUAUGUUUUGCCACCUUUACAAGAGGAAGAAAAGCAUAGUUCAGAAGAGGAAGAUGAAAAAGAAUGGCAAGAAAGAAUGACUCAAAAGCAAGUACUACAGGAAGAGUUCUUUCAAAAUCCUCACUCAAUAGAUAUUGAAUCUGAGGACUUCAUCAGCUUGCCCCCUGAAGUAAAGCAUGAAAUCUUGACUGAUAUGAAAGAAUUUACCAAGCGAAGAAGAACAUUAUUUGAAACAAUGCCAGAGGAGUCCAAUGACUUUUCACAGUAUCAACUCAAAGGUUUGCUUAAAAAAAACUAUCUAAACCAGCACAUAGAAAAUGUCCAAAAGGAAAUGAAUCAGCAACAUUCAGGACAAAUCCAAAAGCAGUAUGAGGAUGAAGGGGGCUUCCUGAAGGAGGUAGAGUCUAGGAGAGUCGUCUCGGAAGACACUUCCCAUUACAUCUUGAUAAAAGGUAUUCAAGCUAAGAAAGUUGCAGAAGGGGAUUCAGAGUCUCUUCCUUCUUCCAGCAAAAUGCACAGCUUGUCUUCUGACUUGAAAUCACCUCCCUGUGAAAAAUUGAAACUGGAGAAAGAGCCUGAUAACACCCCUCCAUCCCCAAGAACUUUGUUAGCUAUGCAAGCUGCCAUGCUGGGAAGCAGCUCAGAAGAGGAGGCUGAGGGGGAAAAGCGAAGGCAGGACCACGGGAGAAGGGCGGCGGCUGUAGAGGAAGGCUCCAUAUCACCACGCACUCUCUCAGCUAUUCAGAAAGCUCUUGAUGAGGAUGAAGAUGUAAAAGUGCAUACUGGACAUGGCAAACAUACGGGACACCCAGGAGCCAAAAGACUGCUUAUAAGCAGUUCUGAUGAGGACAAUGAUGAAGGAGUCCAAGUGAGAAAUGGAAAAGGAGGGCUGUUUACUGGAGGGCUCCCUUCAACCAGCGUGAGCUUUGGAGGGGAAUGUGUAGUCAGCACUCCGAAUGAAAAAGAACUGGCAGACUCAGCCCCUUUAUUGAGAACUGUGUUUUGUCAAGGUAGUGAUUCUAAUGCUCUAAAAGAACAGCCAUCGUCGUUUGUCCAUGUGGUGCAGGAAGCCUCUCAAACAGGUGAUGAGUCUCUGGGGAAGGAUGGAGAAGAGCCACUUCCUUUGCAGAGCACAACGGCUAUGUACAGUGAUGCACCUGUGCUCCUGGGUGGAGGGGAGCAGGCCCCAGCACGUCCAACCAGUACCAGCUCUGUGUCAGAGAAUGACGCCCAUACUAAAGUGCUUGAGCUACAGGAUAGUCUUUAUCCAGUUGAGAGUAAAGAUGAUUCCUCUGUUCUUUCAAGAGAUGAUGAAACCACAUAUGAUCAAAAUCCAGCUCCCCAAGUCAUUGGUACUGUCACGUUGCAAGAAACAAGCAACGUGGUGGAUGUCCCUUCAGAGGCAAUAGGUGAUUUAGGGGGUACCAUAUCAUUUAACGCUAAAGAGCAAGAGAAUUUCCUGAAAACUGCCCAGGAACGAGAGAUGAUUGAAUCUGCUGGUCAAGGUUUAAUUUCAGUUCCAAAGUCUGAAGAAUUAGUGGAAGUCAACUCUGAAGAAAGUGAAUCUGAUGGAAGUUUCAUUGAAGUGCAGAGUGUGACUAGUGGUGAUGAACCUCAAGCUGAAUUGUGGGAUGCUUCCAGUCCUCCCUCUGAACAAGGUGAAGAGGAGCCCAUGGGAACUGAGGCAGAAGAAGCCACUGGUGAGAGCCUUGUAAGGGACAACUCUGAAAGUGAAGACUUGGAUAUUGAACCACAGAAAGAAGCUGCAAAGGAUGCAGAUGAUUCACUCAAUGAAUGGCAAGAUAUUAAUUUGGAGGAGCUGGAGACUCUGGAAUGUAACCUUUUAGCAGAACAGAAUUCCCUGAAAGCUCAGAAACAGCAGCAAGAACGGAUCGCUGCUACUGUAACGGGACAGAUGUUCCUGGAAAGUCAGGAACUCCUGCGCCUGUUCGGCAUUACCUACAUUGAGGCUAUUCCCUACAUUGAGGCUCCCAUGGAAGCGGAGGCACAGUGCGCUGUCUUGGACCUGACAGAUCAGACUGCUGGAACCAUCACCGAUGAUAGUGAUAUCUGGCUGUUCGGGGCACGGCAUGUUUAUAAAAACUUUUUUAAUAAAAACAAAUUUGUGGAGUAUUACCAAUAUGUGGACUUUCAUAACCAAUUAGGUCUGGACCGGAACAAAUUAAUCAAUUUGGCUUAUUUGCUCGGAAGUGAUUAUACUGAAGGGAUACCAACUGUCGGUUGUGUAACAGCCAUGGAAAUUCUCAAUGAAUUCCCUGGGCAUGGCUUGGAACCUCUCCUAAAGUUCUCAGAGUGGUGGCAAGAAGCUCAAAAACACCAGAAGCUAAGACCUAAUCCUCAUGACACCAAAGUGAAAAGAAAACUGCGGAAGCUGCAGCUGGCACCUGGCUUCCCCAACCCCGCCGUGGCAGACGCCUACCUCAAACCUGUUGUAGACGCCUCCAAGGGGUCAUUUCUGUGGGGAAAACCCGACCUUGACAAAAUCAGAGAAUUUUGUCAGCGGUAUUUCGGCUGGAACAGGACUAAGACGGAUGAAUCUCUGUUCCCAGUGUUAAAGCAACUGAACGUCCAGCAGACACAGCUCCGAAUUGAUUCUUUCUUUAGAUUAGCUCAACAGGAAGAUCAAGAUGCUAAACGCAUUAAGAGCCAGAGACUGAACAGAGCUGUGACAUGUAUGCUGAGGAAAGAAAGAGAAGCAGCAGCCACGGAGAUGGAAGCAGUCUCUGUUGCUAUGGAGAAAGAAUUUGAGAUACUUGAUAAGACAAAAGGAAACACCCAGAAGAGGAACAUAGCAAAUAAAUGCCUGAAAAGAAAGAGGCUUUCUGAUUCUAAGCGAGAGAAUAAAUGUGGUGGAUUUCUGGGGGAGCCCUACCUCUCAGAAUCAUCAGAUGCAUCUUCCAGUGAGGAUACUGGAAAUUUAAUGUACAUAGAAAAGAGAAAAGUAGCUAAAGAGUCAGAAGUCAGCUCAUCAGACAUGCAGAAGUCAGUGAAAGAUACUCAGGCGAAAGACAGAGGCGUGACUUCGAGCAGCUCCAGCGAUGAUGAUGGAGAGAAAACAAGGACAGUCCUGGUGACAGCCAGAUCUGUGUUUGGGAAGAAAAAAGGGAAACGGAGAAGUAUGAGGGGAAGAAAGAAGAAAAUGUAAUUUGAAAAUAUGUGUUCUCUAUAAUUAGGUGUAACAUGACCUUUUAUAAUGAAUUCAUUGCGAGGAUAUCAAAUUAAAUGAUUUGCACAGUCUUUGUA
This is a messenger RNA of Tupaia belangeri chinensis (Chinese tree shrew), 5575 nucleotides long. RefSeq names its product DNA repair protein complementing XP-G cells. NCBI's taxonomy places the organism in Eukaryota, Metazoa, Chordata, Mammalia, Scandentia, Tupaiidae. The record is from RefSeq and is a predicted model, not a curated record. Gene Ontology annotation, molecular function: single-stranded DNA binding; DNA endonuclease activity. Gene Ontology annotation, cellular component: nucleus. Gene Ontology annotation, biological process: nucleotide-excision repair.